Molecule: messenger RNA, 2245 nt
Organism: Juglans microcarpa x Juglans regia
Lineage: Eukaryota; Viridiplantae; Streptophyta; Magnoliopsida; Fagales; Juglandaceae
Product: eukaryotic translation initiation factor 2D
Biological process (GO): translational initiation; formation of translation preinitiation complex
Molecular function (GO): translation initiation factor activity
Source: RefSeq, a predicted model, not a curated record
GACAACUCAAGUAACACCCCGCCAUACUUCUUUUCCAGAACGUUCGUACCCCCAGAAUCCCUAGAGACACACCCGCACGCUAUCGCCCUCUUAUCUCCCUAGCUCGCUCUCUAUAGCGCGCGCGCUGGCGCACACAUUGAGAGAAUGUUCAAGAAGAAAGUAGAGGCCAAGUCACACCAGAGGCUGUCAGGGGCAGACAGGAAGAAGCUUAAACGUACAGUCAAAGACCGCUUCCCCAGAGCCUCCGAUGCCGAUAUCGACGUCUUGCUCCCUCCCAAGGCAGAGAUAACUGUCGCAAAGCUUCAAAAUCGAGUCCAUAUAUAUGGUGUUGAAGGAGGCUUUCCUAUGUUUUUUGAUAUUGAUGGGCGAGGCACAGAAAUAUAUCCCACCGUUUUUGCUCUUUGGAUGGUCCCCGAGCUCUUGCCUGCUUUCAUACAAGGGGGUGAGGUUUCACGAUUUGUCAUCGGAGGGGCAGAUUUGAUGUUUCCCGGUAUCAGUGUACCUCAAGAAGGUCUAGCUUCAUUUCUAGCUGGGGAACCAUGGGCAGUCAAAGUCCCUGGCAAUCCAGCUGCCAUUGCAGUUGGCGCAACCACUAUGAGCAGUACUGAAGCCUUAAAAGCCAGUCUGCGUGGAAAGGCAUUGAGAAUAACUCACUAUUAUCAUGACUUGCUUUGGGAAUCAGUUGAGGGCCACUAUGUGCCAAAUGCUGGCUUCUUAGAAGAUGUUGUGUUUGAGGAUCCUGCAUUUCUGCAGUCGUGUCAGACUUCUGAGUCAUGUGAAGGUGCUAGUGAGGCCUCAAACAGUCAACAGAAUGGCAGUGGUAGUCAUGAAAUGGGGGAACCUGUUGAUGUAACUAAUUCUCUGUCUGAAGCUAAUCAAGCUUCAAGUUCAUUGACACAGUUUGAUGUCGAGAAUGUUACUGCUGAAGAAAUAAUUGCAGGUGUUGGAGAUUUGAAGAUAAAAGAAAAUGUUCCUUCUGAGGAAUUAAGUGACCAUCAUACUCUAUCCACUGAGGAUGUGGAUGCCCUUUUGGACAAAUGCCUCUUGCAAGCCUUGCAUACAACGGUUAAAGACAAAGACCUUCCCUUGCCUGGAAGCACACUAUGGUCAAACCAUAUAUUACCUUGCAGACCCCCUGGAAUCACUCUUGACAUCAAGAAAUCAUCCUACAAAAAAUUAUCAAAGUGGUUACAGGCUAAAUCAUCCACAGGACUGAUUGCAGUGAAGGAAGAUAAACAUAAAAAGGAGGUUAUGCUAUCUUCUUUUGAUCGCAAUCAUGCUGAGUACUCAUCCUUCAAGCCUGAGAAACGGAUAGUAGAGAAAAAAAAUGAGAUUAGUGAUCAUGCUGCCAAUGACAGCCGGUCGAAUAGGAUGCUAGAUGUGGCAGAGAUCUAUAAACCGAGUGUACAUGUUAAUCCCAUUUUUGCGUCUGUAGGAGCUGAUAAGGGAAAACUUUUUAGUGCUUCAGAAGCUUCUGAUAUUGUUUUCAAAUACAUUGAGAAAGAAAAUCUGGUAAAGCUGACAGACAAGUCCAUUGUGGUUCUGGACGCAAUAUUGUGUGAUGCUCUGUUCAAGGGGGUCAUAAAAAAGGGAUCAACAUACCCAGCAGAAAUUCAUAAAAAAGAUUUAGGGCAACUAUUCAUAAGCCGGAUGCAAGCUCACCACCUUGUGACUAGAGGAAGUGAGUCGGUUGUUCGGAAAGGUGCUCUGAAAGCAAUUCAGAUACUGACAGAACGGCGGCAAGGUAACAAGAAGGUGACUAAACUCUCAGGGAUGGAAACUUUUUUGAUGGAUGCUGAAGCCUUGGCAUCAGAGCUUCAGAAAAAGUUUGCUUGCAGUACAUCAGUGGCAGAAUUACCAGGUAAGAAAGGACACGAGGUUCUGGUGCAAGGUGGUGUGAUUGAUGAUCUCGCAAAACAUCUUGUUGAACAGUAUGGAAUCCCAAAGAGAUACAUUGAGGUUCUUGAUAAAACCAAGAAAUAAGAAAUGGAUAAAAGCUAAGCUUUCUACCUAUCAUCCAAAUUUACAUGAGCGGAAACAAAUAGAUUGCUUGUGGCGCAAUAAAUUGCUGUGGGUGACAGUGGGGGUCAAUAUGUUUUUUAGUUGCCUCUAUUUGCUUGUGCGGGUAAUUAAAAAUUUGACAUAAAGUGAUGCCGUUUCUUGCAAGCUAGUACGGUUGAAAUUCUGAGGAUUUUGUACUGGUAUGAGAAUUUCUUGUAUGAAUUUACAUACAUGCCUUAACUUU